Molecule: messenger RNA, 1613 nt
Organism: Macadamia integrifolia
Lineage: Eukaryota; Viridiplantae; Streptophyta; Magnoliopsida; Proteales; Proteaceae
Product: isoaspartyl peptidase/L-asparaginase 1
Exons: 4
Coding region: 435-1379 (314 amino acids)
Molecular function (GO): hydrolase activity
Source: RefSeq, a predicted model, not a curated record
AGGCAAGAGCCAGUACCAAAAAAACAGGUGACGAUAGAUAUGCUUUGCUGAAUUGUCAUGGCGUUGGAAUCCAACCACUGUUACACUCAGUGUCCACCUAAUUCCUUCGGCACUUUCCCAGGAGAGGUUACACAGGGGAAGGUUAUGGCCUAAGCUUUAAAUGAAUUGCCCAUCUCCUUUGAAGUAGUGGACUCUCCACUCUCCACUGUUCGAAGUUUAUGGCUCAAGCUUUAAUGAAUGGCCCUUCUCUUCUGCAAGUAGUGGAGUAUCCACUGCGUAAUUUUAACACUUAAGCUUUUUUUGAAUGACCCAUGCCCAUCUAUUCCAUUCUGAUAUUUAAUAAAGCGUAAAUUCCCAGAAACAAAACCCUCCAAAGCCUCCUCCACACUAUAAAUCCCGCUACUCAUACGUCUAAGGAGCACAGGGAGAGAGAGAUGGGGUGGGCACUCGCACUACAUGGGGGCGCCGGCGACAUCCCCUUAUCGCUGCCACCAGAACGCAGAGAGCCACGGGAGGCCGCCCUUCGGCAUUGUCUCCAAGUUGGUGUUGCAGCUCUCAAGGCCAAACGAUCUCCCUUGGAUGUUGUUGAGCUUGUGGUUCGUGAAUUAGAAAACAACCCACACUUCAAUGCAGGCCGAGGGUCUGUUUUAACUACCAAAGGCACAGUGGAAAUGGAGGCUUGCAUAAUGGAUGAUACAAAGAGGUGUGGGGCUGUUUCUGGUCUUUCCACUGUCGUGAAUGCGAUCUCUCUUGCUCGACUUGUGAUGGAGAAAACUCCCCAUAUUUAUCUGGCAUUUGAUGGAGCAGAGGCAUUUGCAAAAGAGCAGGGUGUUGAAACUGUUGAUUCAAGCAAUUUCAUUACUCCAGAAAAUAUCGAAAGGUUAAAACAGGCAAAAGAAGCAAACAGAGUGCAGAUAGAUUACACACAGCCCAUUCAAAAGGAACCCACUGCUGAUGGUGAUAGCCAAAUUGGAACUGUUGGAUGUGUGGCAGUUGAUGGCAAAGGAAACUUAGCCACUGCAACUUCCACUGGUGGAUUGGUUAACAAGAUGGUGGGGAGGAUUGGAGACACCCCUGUCAUAGGAGCAGGAACAUAUGCCAACAGUUACUGUGCAGUGUCUGCAACAGGCAAAGGUGAAUCAAUUAUCCGAGCUACUGUUGCCCGGGACGUAGCUGCACUUAUGGAGUAUAAGGGACUUUCCCUGAAGGAAGCUGCUGCUUAUGUUAUAGAGGAAUGUGCUCCCAAAGGCACUUGUGGCCUGGUUGCAGUGUCUGCUACAGGAGAAGUCACCAUGCCAUUUAACACAACAGGCAUGUUUAGAGCUGCUGCUACAGAAGAUGGGUAUUGUGAAAUCGCAAUUUGGCCGCCUUCUGCAUGAAAUUGAGUGAUUCUAAGAUGCUACAUUCAGGUAGUUGUCCUCAAUUAGCAUGGCAAACAGAGACCAUAAUUGAAAAUUGUAGUAUUUGCAGGAAAAUGGUUGGUUAUUUGUACUCAUAAUACAUCAGUUCCAGAAUUGAGUCAUGGAUGAUGGAAUGGUCAGCAUCUGGAGUGAGAGAUAGACAGAGAAAUACUUAUUGACAGCCUUUGGUGAAAACAAAUUUGGCUUCCCAAA